Molecule: messenger RNA, 6136 nt
Organism: Poecilia latipinna (sailfin molly)
Lineage: Eukaryota; Metazoa; Chordata; Actinopteri; Cyprinodontiformes; Poeciliidae
Gene: rnf217
Product: ring finger protein 217
Exons: 7
Coding region: 592-2346 (584 amino acids)
Biological process (GO): protein ubiquitination
Molecular function (GO): zinc ion binding; ubiquitin-protein transferase activity
Source: RefSeq, a predicted model, not a curated record
UUGAAAUUUUACAUAAAAACCAGGCUAAAUAAAGUGAAUUGUACACUAAUAAGAAACCAAAGGUUAAGAUACUUCAAAGAGAAAUGGUGAAGUAGACUUUUUUUAUUUGCUGUUUUAAGACUUUUAUCUACAUUUAGCAUAGGACGAGGGUCUGUAACUUUUUCAAUUCUAUGCUGACAUUUUUACUCUCACUCCUUAAAUGAAAUGUGUCCUGAAGAAAUGAGAGAGGGCAGAAGAGAUUAUAUGAGGCAAAAAAACAAACAAACAAACAAUGAAGAACAGAGUUUUAAAAUACUAAGGUCAGCUUUUGUACUUUUCCAGGUAACACUGUAUCUUCCAGUUAUUGUGGAAGGCUUUUACCGAAACUCUUUUUUUUCUCCCUGAUCUGAUUCGGCUUUACAGUCGACUCUUGGUUGCAGUAUCUCCUUUCGCCACUAGGUUUCCCAUCGGCCUAUCAACACUCUCCUCGGUGCUUACGACAAAAUCGGGAAGCAGCGAGCUGCUCGCUUUGUUUUGUUUUGGUAGUAGGAGUUGGAGGACCAGAGGAAGGCCGACAGACAGAGGUCCUCGUGGGGCAGACCUGCUCGCUAAAUGGGGAGAGCUAAAUCGGGGAUGGAAGAUGACGAACCGAUAGCUGACGCCUGCGAGAUGCCGAGCUUUAUAAGCAAUUUCGAAGAGGGAAGGGGGAAAUUGUCCCGCAACCACACGACAGGAACUUCCAUCACGGACGGCGAAGUUGAGAUGCCAGUAGGGGGCCUGAACCGAUCUGUCAUCCGUUCAAACUCCCGGUUGUCCCUCGAUGGAGGCGACGGGAGGACGCGGAAGAGGAGAGGCGAGGGAGAGAGGGAUGCGGAGGGCAACAACAACAACAACUGCAACAGCGGAGGAGUCGGAGCAGCAGGGAGGAGGAGAAGGGCGAGCGCUGUGGAGGUUCUGAGGAGGAAUUUCGGUGAUACCAAGUCGCCCUCUCGCUGUUUUAGUGCAAAAAGUCGGAUGCAGAGCGGAGUGGAAUAUGGAGCCGGCGGAGAAAGUGGUAAUAACGACUGUAAGGACGUGGAUGGAGCAGAAUGUGGUGAGUGUCCAAAGUCGGACGCAGAGACGGGAGGAGCCGGUGGUAAAAACGAGCUGCCUUUAAACGAGUUGACGACUUCAGAUGUUACAGGAGUUAAAUAUUUAAAGGCCAGAGAUAAGUGGCACCCUAAAACUGAAGACGACAACAACACUGUGACUUUAAGUGAGUCGUUUAGUGCCAAAGAGCACGUGUACUGUACGGUAUACUGCAUUGCCAACGACACUCAACGGACAGAUGCUGAAAUCACGGACCGCUACGACGACGCUGUCACAUCUGACGAACCAGAAACAGACUUGGAGACUGUAAAGGUGGAGGACCACGGCACCGAACCGGUACUGUACACGCUGGAUGACCUGGUGGACCCGCUCGGGAACAUAUCCCACCGCCUGGAUGGGGUGCAGGCCGGUGCGGAGAGUCGGAUAGAGGAUUGCCGGGUGUGCCUGGAGGAGAAACCCAUCGCAUCCCUGCUCUGCUGCGGGAAGGCCUUGUGUGAGGAGUGUCUGAAAAUCUACGUCAGCUCCCUGGUGAAGGAGGGCAAUGUUGUCAUCAGCUGUCCAAUCACGGAGUGUACCGGCACCCUGGAGGAGGGAUUAAUAAUUUCCCACUUGAGCAGGGAAGAGGUGGUGAAGUACCGCUACUUUUUGCAGAUGAGUCAGCUGGACUCGAGCACAAAGCCCUGUCCCCAGUGCAGCCACUUCACGUCUCUGAAGGAAAGCAGCACAAACCGCAACGACCACAAGUACAAGAUCCAGUGCAUCAGCUGCCAGUUUGUGUGGUGUUUUAAAUGCCACGCGCCCUGGCACGAUGGAAUCAAGUGUCGCGACUACAUCCAAGGGGACAAGCUGCUGCGAACCUGGGCGAGCGUCAUCGAGCACGGGCAGAGGAACGCCCAGAAGUGUCCACGGUGCAAGAUCCACAUCCAGCGAACAGAGGGCUGUGAUCACAUGGCCUGUUCCCAGUGUGGCACUAACUUCUGUUACCGCUGUGGAGAGCGUUACCGAAGCCUCAGAUUCUUCGGGGACCACAAUUCCAACCUCAGUGUGUUUGGCUGCAAGUAUCGUUUCUUCCCUGACAGGCCCCAUGUCAGGCGACUCCUUAGAGGCUCUGUCUUUGCUGCUAAGUCGCUGUUAGCGCCGCUGGUCUUCGUGCUGAUGAUAGUAGUCGGAGCUCUCGCUCUGGUGAUAGGUUUGUUUGUUUUCCCCGUCUACUACUUUUGUAAAAAGAGGAAGAAGGAGCAGGAGCAGCAAACCCGAGGCUCCGGGCGCUGGAUCUAGCCCCCUCCUUUUCGAGGAAAAGGCCGACACCCACAUCUCCUCAGGGACGGACGCGCCAGCCUGAGACACGAGAAAACUCAGAGGAAGGAUCAGACUUCACAAAACAAACAUGGGCUGCUGGAGUGGUACUUUCUUGGAGCGGAGCGAGCCCUUGACAAUUGCACACCAACACAUGGAGUUUAUUUAUAUUGCAUGAGACCGCUGUUGAAGUAUGAAGGCUGGAUGUCGAAGCAGAAGAGCAACCCAAAUCUAUUUGGACUGAAUUUUGAGGCAACAAGAGCACCGUCGCAUAGUAAAAGAAAAGAAUCGUGGUCAGUUUAUAGCACACGCUCUCCACGUUUGUAUUUAUUAUUAUUGUUAUUGUUUUGCCUCAGAUUUAAUGACAAAUAACACAAUCCAAAUCGAAAAAUGAAGUUUUUUAUGAUUGAAGGAGGCUCAGAGAGUGCUGGAUAAACAAACUUUCCAUAUACUCUUCCUGGGGAUAAAUGCCAUAAUUAAUUCUUGGCUUUGAAAACACAUUUGCACAGUUCUCAGGUUGUCAAGCAGCCCAACUACUGGCUUAAUUCUGGCCCUUUUUUUUUUUUUUUUUUUUGAAUAUCAGAAAAAGGUUUUAUAAUCAGAUGAGGCAGAGACUGAGCUUGUCCGGUCUUAAUUAUAAGAAGUGUCUUUGGAGGAUUCAGGACGAGGCUUUUAAACCUCUGGACUGGUAAAGGAACAAUUCACAAUCAUUAUUAAAGGCCUACAGUUAAAUAGGGCAGCGAUGAUUGUAUGUAAGCGUCUGACCAGAGCCGUCGGAGAGCAGCAGAGACGUGACAGACAAAUUAUUCUCAACGCGUUUCGCUAAUCUGGUCAGGAACGAAAAGUUUUCACUGCGAUUUGAGUCUCACACGGAGGAAGAUGCUGUGAAGAGAAGUCUAGCGAUGCAUGAGAUAAAUUUGGAUCCUAACUUCUCACCAUAAGGUCUGCAAACCUGUCAGGUGUGUGCGCCCAGUUCUAGAAAUUCAGGUUGAGUCCUAAUGAAAACGCGGCAACCCCUUCCACCUGGUUUGUGUUCUGACGCCCCGUCUGUCUUUCCAUCCCUGCUUUUGGCUCUGAUACCAGACGUCAUCCCUGCUCCGCCUGCUUUCUGUGUCAUCAAAAAACAACUACAGAAAAAAAGAAAAAAGGUGGCUGUGCCAAAGCAAAAUGCUGAAUGUGGUGCAACAUUACAAUUGAUCUGGUCGCUGCGUUGUUUUGUUAUCUUUUCGGGUUUAGCGGGUUUUGUACUGUUGCUCUCCCGCUGUUGCAUUCAUUGCUGUCUGAAGCUUUUUCACAUUUUCUCAUGUUGCUAAAUGUUAAGGAGAGGAAAAAUGAUAGAUGGUUAUAGUUUAACAAAAGUGCAUAAAAGGUGUGGCAUGCAUUUAAAGUCUACUUUAUCAAUCUGUGGUACAAUUGUACCACAGAUUGUCUUCAGUCAGAGGCUUCUUCAGAUCUGCUGUAACACAGACUGCUUCAAAAGAUCCUUCCUGCCCACAGCCAUCAUCAUCUGCAGUAAAUCUCUGGAGAAACAUAGAUAUGAGUCACAACAUUCAUUUUCCUUUUGAAAUUAAUUAUUUUAUUAAUAUUAAUUGACACUGUAUUUUACUUAUUGGUAUCAGGCUGAAUGGGCUAAAGGCAAACGUCUGCCACCUUUUUCAGAUGUUCUUUUAUAUACUGCUGACUUCUUAGCUCAAACUCAGCUACCGGAUGCUUGCUGAGGGUCUGUCCCGUGAAAUAAAAAAUAAAAUGGCUUGACAAAAUGUGAAAAAGUUCAAUGGUUCUGUAGUUGUAGUUGUACCUCCUGGGGUGACGAACUUAAAGGUCGAAAUAUCAGUUUAGCGCAGAUGAAAAAGUGCAGAGAACGAUUAAAAAAAAUAAAUAAAUACUGUCCUUUAUAUUUAUCUUAUGCAGCCUGGUUUAGUGCUUUAUCAAUGAGUUCAACAGGGUUUUGUGUAGAGUUAUUAUUUCUAAGAUAGUCAGGUUUCAUAGUGUAAAAGGUGUGAUCCAGAAGGACUGGUUCUUUUUAUGAACCUGAAAUAUUUUUUUAACUUUGAAGGAAGAAUGUAAGAAGAAAGAAUCAAUUUUAAAAGGUCAUCUGACGGUCUCUUAUCGCAGGCUUCUCUCUGAAUUUUAAGUAAGUUUUAUUUAAACAACAAAAAAGAAAGGCUAUGAACAACAAAUUUAGAGUCAUUCACGCAAAUCCUUUCAACGAUCUGCUUUUGUUUCCCUGCUCUCUCGUGUGGAAUUCACUAAAGAAAGCUGAAAAUUGAUGGCCAAGUUGUGUCGCUGCUCCUGUAAAAUCUGUCAGUGUUUUAGCACUGAAUCUACACUCGAGAAGGAUUAAUGACAUCAAUUUAAGUAGAAAAGGCAGGAUUUAUCUUUGUGUUUGUCAAACACUUGUCCGUAAAAAAAAAAAAAAAACAACAUAAAAAUCUAUUAGUUGAGCUUUAACCCAGGGGACAUGACACGUUUUCUACAUCUGGGGGUGUUAAGAAGUGUCAAAUAAAGUUACACUGUAAUAACAGAGUUCACAACGUACACUCUUCAUUAUAUCCCUGCACGAUGCUUUCUGUAGUUUUCAGUAGUCCUAUAUAGGUUUGGGUUGAAUCCUCUCUCAGGGAGUUUGUUUUGUGUUCACUGGACCCAGAUCCCAACCCGGACAUUAGCUGUGCCAAAGAAAUUGCUGAACAGCGCCGUGGACCCUGAAUGCUUCCUGGUACACUUGCCAGCUGCUGCCGCGCUUUACAUAUUGGAUUCCAGGAAACACAGUGCACUACGGCUUCAAAAGGAGAUCAGAGUUGUGUUUUGGCGUUGCCAACGCUGACUCUCUCUCUCUCCCAGCCUGACUCAGCUGGAUUGUGAACUCUUUGGUGGGGAUCAGAGGGAUGAAAUCCACGAUUGAAAAGCAGAACAAUCAAAACGGGCACAUGUGUUCGCAAGACAGAAAUUGGAAACCGUACGACCCUCAUUCCCACGUAUCUUAACAAUCGUACUGCUCCACUUAGUUCUGCACUGUCAUGUUUAACAGCUGCUUUUUAAAGGUGUUAUUUAUGAAUGAACGUGUGCAUCUAAAACUGUCCCCCAUCAGAUAAACGUUAUUGUAAUUUUCUAGAUUCUUUCUGCAGUCAAUGACAUUGUUUUUUUUUUUUUUUGUUUGUUUUUUCAGUGCCAUUCUACCAUUAGGUUGUCCUUUACAGCGCCUUACAAAAAUUCCCGUACCAAAUUUUUACAAUGUAUUUUAUUGGGAAUUCAUGUGAAGACGUCUUCAUAAAAUCUUAAAUGAAGUACACAAAGGUAUAGAGUAUGAGGAAAAAAAGUUUGAGAGGUAUAAAAACACCAUAUUUGGACGUUCCCCACCUCUGAAAUUAUAAUUGUGCUAACUUAGUUCGCUGCCAGAAAGUUAACUGUUAAAAUCGACGUGAAAUUUGAGGAACAAAACCUGCUUUCUUGGAUAAUAUUUUUCUAUGUGAUUGAUAUUGCAUUUUAUGAUAAAGUUUUUCUUUUUUUUUUUUUUUUUCUUAGUUGAUUCAAAUUAAUCAGGUUAUGGCAUAGCAGGGCUGUGGUAGCUGCCUGCAGAAAUGUAUAUGUAUAUGUUUUCCCAGUAAAGAUGCAAUGUCUGGCAUAAACGGUGCCGUCGUCACAGCUGGAGAUCAGAUUGUGUUUUAGAGAGUUGCAGAAUGUAUCACACCCUGGCCUUUUAUUUUGUAUUUAUUAUAUUAAGCCUUCGUCCUCAACAAAUUAAUAUAGUCAUGCAUGAAAAGAUGCUAAAAAA